AUGUCGUAUGAUUAUCUCAAACACGUCGGAAAGGUCCUCUGUAUUGGUAGGAAUUAUAUGGCCCACAUCAAGGAGCUUAACAAUGCCAAACCGAUAGAACCGUUUUUUUUCAUCAAGCCCGAAUCGGCCGUGUUGAAGUAUGGAGAAGGACCGAUUUUAAUUCCGAAGGGUGUGCUGGCCCAUCAUGAGAUUGAGUUGGCUUGUAUCAUUGGCAAGCAGCUUAAGGAUUUGGAUCCUGCUAAAUUUGGACCUCAGGAGGCAAUCGAUUCCAUAGAAGGAUAUGCCUUAGCCAUCGAUAUGACGGCUCGAAAUGUUCAGGCUGUAGCCAAGAAGAAGGGAUUACCUUGGACCAUUGGUAAAGGAUUCGACACCUUUUUGCCCAUUUCACCCUUGUUGUCCAAGAAACAGAUCCCGGACCCUUAUAAUGUGGAAUUAAACCUCAAGGUCAAUGAUGAGCACAGGCAACAUGAUGUUACUAACCUCAUGAUUUUUCCUAUCCACAAGUUCCUUAGUAAGAUGUCCUCAAUUAUGACGCUAAAUCCCGGUGAUGUUAUACUUACGGGUACUCCAAAGGGUGUGGGUAUCGUCAAGCCUGGCGAUAUUGUCGAGUGCUGGUGCUCGGUCAAUGAUGCGGAAGUUCAAGGCUCUCGUAUGAAGUUUGAUGUGGAGCAGAAGCCUGGUCCAUACGAAUUUAAGGGUGAGUAG
Messenger RNA from Brettanomyces nanus, 705 nucleotides. RefSeq lists its product as uncharacterized. The record is from RefSeq and is a predicted model, not a curated record. Gene Ontology annotation, cellular component: mitochondrion. Gene Ontology annotation, molecular function: acetylpyruvate hydrolase activity. The transcript has a single exon. The coding region runs from base 1 to 705 and encodes 234 amino acids. Lineage: Eukaryota; Fungi; Ascomycota; Pichiomycetes; Pichiales; Pichiaceae.